AUGUAUUGUAGUGAUCUCUUUUAAUCUACAGUGAUGUCUAAGUCUUAUUAUUAAGUGUUACAAGAGUCAAAUUUGAUAGAGUCUUAAGUACUUUAACCAGUUUAUCAAAUGGCUACAUCUCAAUACAUGACUCCAUCAAUGUAUAAGCCAAAAAAGAUGGAAUUAUUUUAUCAAUUAGAUGAAGAGCAUGAUUCAGAAGAUGAAGGAAUAGAGGAUUAUAAAAUUGGAGGGUAUCAUCCUGUACAUGUUGGAGAAGUACUUUAAAAUAGAUAUGUGAUAAUUUAAAAAUUAGGAUGGGGUCAUUUCUCUACUGUCUGGUUAUGUAAGGACUUUAAAUAUGAUACAUAUGUUGCAAUUAAAGUGUAGAAAUCAGCCGAAAAUUAUUUAGAGGCAGCUUAUGAUGAAGUGGAAAUAUUAUAAAAAGUAGCUUAAAAUGUUACUAAUUAAAAAUGGGUUGAAAAAUUAAAAUAAUAUAAACCUAAUUAAAGAAUAAAUCGUGAUGAUAGUCAUGUAGUACAAUUACUUAAUUCCUUUGUAUAUAGAGGACCUUAUGGAUGCCAUUUUUGUAUGGUCUUCGAAAUAUUAGGAGUGAAUCUUCUUGAAAUUAUCAAGAGAUUUGAAUUUAAAGGAGUUCCAAUGAAAUUAUGUAGAAAAAUUGCAAAAGAAGUAUUAAUUGGUUUAGAAUUCUUACACGAAUAAUGUGGAGUCAUUCAUACAGAUUUAAAACCUGAAAAUGUUUUACUUCAAUUGUCUCAAGAAGAAAUUAAAGAUAUAAUUGAAAAUGGAUAAUUAACUAGUAAUUAGAUUUUCAAAGACAGAUUAGAAUUUUAUCAUUAACUUUUUGAUAUCAAAAAAGAAGAGCCAAUACAUAUAGAGGAAAAUUUAAAAUCUAAUAUUACUGUGUCUACAAAAACUAUAGUUAAUAUUAAUAGUACAGAAUAAUAAGAAUAAAUUUAAUUAACUAAAAAUUAAUUAAGAAAUUUAUAAAGAAGAUAAAAGAAAAAACAAUAAAAAUUAUAAAAACAAUAGGAAUAAGAAAAGAUAGAAGAUAACUUACAAAAUUCAGAGAAAGAAAAUAAUAAUAAUGAUAAUAAAUAAAAUUUAAAUUAACAAGAAAAUAGUAAGGAUAAUGAUUUAUUUUAAAUUGACAAAAAAUCAUUGUUUAAAUAAAUUUAAAAAAAUGAUUUUUCAGUUAAAGUAGCAGAUUUAGGAAAUGCUUGUUGGACACAUCAUUAAUUUUCAACUUUAAUAUAGACUAGAUAGUAUAGAUCUCCUGAAGUAUUAAUUGGUACAAGAUAUAAUGCAACAGCUGAUUUGUGGAGUUUUGCUUGUAUGUUAUUUGAAUUAUUGACUGGUGACUUUUUAUUUGAACCAAGAAAAGGUGCAAAUUUUUCUAAAAAUGAUGAUCAUUUAGCAUAAAUUCAAGAAUUAACUGGAAAAUUCCCUUUAUAAUUUUCUUAAAGAGGACUAAAAUCUAAAAGAUAUUUUAAUAGAGAAGGAAAUCUUUUAAGAAUUCCAAUUCUUAAUUGUUGGUCAUUAACAGAUGUGUUAAUAGAAAAAUAUAAAUAUAAUCCAAAAGAAGCUAAAGAAUUAGGUAAUUAAAAUAAAAUAAUAAAUAUAUAGCUUCAUUUUUAGAACCAAUGCUUAAUCCAUUUCCAGAAAAAAGAGUUAGUGCAUCUUAAUCUUUAAAACAUCCUUGGUUGAUAAGUGAGAGUGAGGGUAUUAAAAUGAAUGAAGAUCAAUAUAAGGAAUAUAAAGCAUAAAGAGGAUUAGUAGAAUUUAAGAAAGUAAAUUAAAAUUUAAAUUAAUUUAGGAAGUUGAAAGUGAAGAAGAAUAUGCUGAUAGAAGUGAAUCUCCAAAUGCAAUUCUACCAUUAUGUAACAAACGUAGAUAUCAUAUUCAACCAAGAGUUGUUGAUAGAAAAGAAAUUGAUAGAUCUUUCACUGAUCUUGGAUAUAUAGGAUUUGGAAAUGGGAUUGAAAUAGAUUUAUUGGAUUCUACAGGGAAUUGGCAAUUUGUAAAUUGA
This is a messenger RNA of Paramecium sonneborni, 2026 nucleotides long. The record is from the annotation of a GenBank genome assembly. NCBI's taxonomy places the organism in Eukaryota, Ciliophora, Oligohymenophorea, Peniculida, Parameciidae.